CCCCUUCUAGCGUACGAUAGAAAACUUACCUUAAUAAGGCGUGAGAGAGUAGCAAAUUUCUCUCUCUUUUAUCUGCAGUUCCUUUUAGUACUGAUGUGUAUGUACUCGUUUAGGUAAUAGAAGUCUAUCUGUAUGAUCGAGAGUUCAAUGGACGUUGAAAUCGGAGAAUUGGCUUCACAAGAUUCUGUGUCGAAGAAGCUUCAACAGAGUGAGGAGGCUAUGGAUAACGAGAAUUCUACUUGUGUAGCUGGUUCAGCAUCUGAAUCUAUUAACUCGUACAACCUUAGUGGUUCACAUUCGGACAUGUCAUAUGAGGAAAAUGACAAUGAUGGUGACGAUGCAACUGACGAUGACUGCGACAUUUACGGUGAUGACGAUGACUAUAUGUAUGGUGACAACAACAUUGAUGAUUAUUCGACUUUGCAGGCACAAUUUGAUAAUGUGGAUUUGCCUACUGGGGUGGAGGCAUCGGUUUCUUGGUUAAGUGAUCCUGCUCCAGGUUCAAAUACUUCAACUCCUGAAAAUGUUCCAGUGGAAGGUGGCUCUGUAGGUCUCCCUGCAACUGCAGCAGUACAUGCUUCUUCAUUUCCCGCUUCACCCCGCUGCAAAACUGAGGCCAUUGCUUCAAGCAGUUCGUCAGUUUCUGCAGAAUCGAGCUGUAAUGAGGGAAAAGAGGAAAAUAAAGGUGAAGUUAUGAAGAAGUAUCUAGAUUUCAAACGAUUUGAUGUUGUUGGUGAUUGUUCUGAUCAUCACUAUAACAAAACGGGCUUUGAAGGACAACAGCCUCUGAAGGCCUGGAGCAAGAAAAUUCAGGAAGAGUGGAAAAUUUUAGAGAAGGAUUUGCCCGAUACGAUUUACGUAAGAGUUUAUGAAUCAAGGAUGGAUCUUUUGAGGGCUGUUAUUGUAGGACCACAGGGAACUCCCUACCAUGAUGGUCUAUUUGUCUUUGAUGUUCUCUUCCCUCCUACCUAUCCAGACAUACCACCAAUGGUUUACUACUACUCUGGUGGCUUGCGACUGAACCCAAACUUGUACGACUGUGGAAAAGUCUGUCUCAGCCUUCUUAACACUUGGACUGGUAAAGGAAAUGAGAAGUGGGUGCCAAAGUCAUCAACAAUGCUGCAGGUCUUGGUGUCUAUUCAAGCUCUCAUUUUGAAUGCAAAGCCCUUUUUCAACGAGCCUGGAUAUGAAUCUCGAUAUGUUGGGGUGGAGGGGGAGAGGAAAGCUAUGUCAUACAAUGAGGAUGUAUUUGUCCUAUCCUUGAAGACGAUGGUGUACACUCUUAGGAGGCCUCCAAAGCACUUCGAGGAUUUCGUGAUAGGUCAUUUCCGUUCUCGUGCACAUGAUAUUCUUUCAGCAUGUAGAGCAUACAUGGAGGGUGCAGUAGUUGGUUCAGUGGUCAAGGGAAAGAUCCAGGAUUGUAGCAAAAAGAGAACCUCGUCACAGUUUGAGGCUACUAUAAGGAGAAUGAUAACUGGUCUCAUUUCAAACUUCACGAAGAUUGGUGCGGAUGACUGUGAGAAGUUUCGCUGUUCGUGAUGAUGGUUUCUGCAGUAGGUUUAUUAAAAUAACGCGUAUGGAGAGGAGGAUGGUAAAUCAACACCUUUGUCUAUGUUGACUUUGAUGGCUUUUUAUUAGCAAUUUGGUAUAAAAAGACUAUCUUUGAGAUCCUAAAUGUGUAAAUAUGUAAGGAUAAUAUAGGGCUGAGGAUAAAUCUUCCUCCUGGAUAUGGUUCUUCGCCUUGCAUUUCUAAAUUAAUCCUAUAAUACUUUCUCAUUUUCUGGGGG
Molecule: messenger RNA, 1787 nt
Organism: Olea europaea var. sylvestris
Lineage: Eukaryota; Viridiplantae; Streptophyta; Magnoliopsida; Lamiales; Oleaceae
Product: putative ubiquitin-conjugating enzyme E2 38
Exons: 6
Coding region: 133-1539 (468 amino acids)
Molecular function (GO): ubiquitin conjugating enzyme activity
Source: RefSeq, a predicted model, not a curated record